CUCUACAGCAAUCGACGACAUGGAAGGCAGGGUUGCUGUGCUUGUGUGCGCUGCGCGUGCGGGACAUUUGGAGACUGUGAAGAGGAUGGUGGCUGACGGCGUGUCGUUGUAUGCAAAGGCGAAGGCGGGAGAAGAAGAACGGGACACGGCGUUGACGGGAGCGGCACGGAACGGUCAGCUGGAUGUGGUGCGGUGGCUGGUGGGCGAGGGCGGGGCGGAGGUAGACAAUGCCGUGGACGGCGGGUAUACUCCACUGUGCAUUGCUGCGUCCAAUGGUCAGCUGGAUGUGGUGCGGUGGCUGGUGGGCGAGGGCGGGGCGGAGGUAGACAAUGCCGUGGACGGCGGGUAUACUCCACUGUGCAUUGCUGCGUCCAAUGGUCAGCUGGAUGUGGUGCGGUGGCUGGUGGGCGAGGGCGGGGCGGGUGUCGACAAGGCCAACAACAACGGGGCUACGCCGCUGUAUAUCGCUGCGCAGAACGGGCAUCUGGAUGUGGUGUGGUGGUUGGCUGGCGAGGGUGGAGCAGAUGUCGACAAGGCCGCAGAUGGCGGAUAUGCUCCGCUGUACAUGGCUGCGCAGAACGGGCAUCUGGAUGUGGUAGACAAGGCCAACAACAACGGGGCUACGCCGCUGUAUAUCGCUGCGCAGAACGGGCAUCUGGAUGUGGGCGGGGCGGAUGUCGACAAGGCCGCAGAUGGCGGAUAUGCUCCGCUGUACAUGGCGGCGCAGAACGGGCAUCUGGAUGUGGUAGACAAGGCCAACAACAACGGGGCUACGCCGCUGUAUAUCGCUGCGCAGAACGGGCAUCUGGAUGUGGUGCGGUGGCUGGCUGGCGAGGGCGGGGCGGAUGUCAUCAAGGCCGCUAGCGACGGGUAUACUCCGCUGCACGUCGCUGCGUCCAACGGGCAUCUGGAUGUGGUGCGAUGGCUGGUAGACGAGGGCGGGGCGGAUGUCGACAAGGCCGCUGGCGGCGGAUAUGCUCCGCUGUACAUCGCUGCGUCCAAUGGCCAUCUGGAUGUGGUGCGGUGGCUGGUGGGCGAGGGUGGAGCGGAUGUCGACAAGGCCGCAGAUGGCGGAUAUGCUCCGCUGUACAUGGCGGCGCAGAACGGGCAUCUGGAUGUGGUGCGGUGGCUGGCGGGCGAGGGCGGGGCGAGUGUCGACAAGGCCAACAACAACGGGGCUACGCCGCUGUAUAUCGCUGCGCAGAACGGGAAUCUGGAUGUGGUGCGGUGGCUGGCUGGCGAGGGCGGGGCGGGUAUCGACAAGGCCGCUGGCGGCGGAUAUGCUCCGCUGUACAUCGCUGCGUCCAAUGGCCAUCUGGAGUGUG
Molecule: messenger RNA, 1325 nt
Organism: Thecamonas trahens ATCC 50062
Lineage: Eukaryota; Apusomonadida; Apusomonadidae
Exons: 4
Cellular component (GO): cytoplasm
Molecular function (GO): protein binding
Source: RefSeq, a predicted model, not a curated record